Molecule: messenger RNA, 1352 nt
Organism: Cryptomeria japonica (Japanese cedar)
Lineage: Eukaryota; Viridiplantae; Streptophyta; Pinopsida; Cupressales; Cupressaceae
Exons: 2
Coding region: 284-961 (225 amino acids)
Source: RefSeq, a predicted model, not a curated record
UCUCGGUCAGAUUUUGCCACGGGAAAGACCCAAACAAAUUUAAUAAUUGAAGGGAAGGGAAACGACUUAAUUAUAUAAGGCAUAAUCAGGUGUUGCUUCCAAAUCUCAAAACCCUGAAGCAAAUUGUGCAAGAUUUUGGGUACCCAACAGAUCUACGAGCACAAAUAAUUCCUUUUCAGGUUUCAGUAAUUGUAAUUUUUGAUCGCCAGAUCUGCAUUGUUAGGGCUUGGUUAGGUAGUAAUGCAGUAGAUUGCUGGAGAAUUUUAUUUCCGAGGGUAACAAGAUGGAAGGUUUUACUGCUAAGGAUUUGUCAACUAUAGGCGGAAUUGCAACUGUAUCACUUCUCCAUUCCUUCAUUCCGACUCAUUGGCUUCCCUUUUCCAUCGUUGGACGAGCACAGAAGUGGACGCUCUCAAGGACAUUGCUUGUUACGGCCUUUGGAGCAGUCUGCCAUGUUAUUUCAACAUCUUUACUUGGUAUUACUGCAGUAACCAUGGCAAACACCAUUGCUGGAGAAGAAACAGUACAUCAACUUGCAUCUUUGCUGCUCAUCAUUCUUGGUGCUAGUUAUGUGCUACUGUUUAUUUUUGGAAAAGGAGGUCACAACCAUUCCCACAAUCACCCAAUGGAGAAGAUGGCUGUGGCUGGCCUUAUACUUGUACCAGCACUGUCGCCUUGUGCUACUACUCUUCCAGUCUUUUUGGCUGUAGGAAACUCAUCCUCAAUGAUGAUACUUGCAGUUAUAGUACUGUUGUUCAGCACAAUUACUGUUAUGAUUACUCUGGUUGCAUUGUCAUUUUACGGUGCUAGCCAGCUAAAAUUUCAUUGGGUGGAGCGAUAUGAUAAAGCUUUAGUGGGGACAGUGUUGUGUCUUGUUGGGAUCCUUACCUAUGUCUUUCAUGAUCACGAAGGUGAAGAUCAUUUGCACAUUGAUGGAACGAGAAAGAUAAUGCAUUUCUAAGAUGGAGUUGGACUGUUAUUUCGUGGAGAAUUAGUAUGAGAUCAAGAAUUAUUAGUUCCUCUCCCAUGCAAUGCAUACAAGGUAAGAUAUUGACCAUAGUUCAUGACAUGUAAAAUGGCCGUCAUGAAUAGGCUCUUUGAUUUCAACAUAUUGGCUUUGCAGUCAUUUCAUUGAACUUUUAUGUGGGUGUAUCAUUAGUAUCUCUCUCACGUGAGCUUCCUAUAAAUAUAGCUUAUGCCCAUUUUGAAUAACAUCAGUUUAAGCUGCUCUAAUCGAGUUCUAUGUCUAUGUCGGUGUUUUCAUUUUGACUUGAUGAGAAUUGUAUUCUCUUUCUUUUGUUCAAUCCCAGAUUGUUUUCAUUUGAGGAUUAAUGAUUACAAUUUCGUUAUCA